CAUCAGAUCAUUGGAUUCCUCCUCUAAAGACAAUGUGCUUCCCGGACCCCACAGUUAAUUGCAAAUCCGGUGAUGAUGAGGAGGCUAUAUUGAGCUUGUAACCAUGGAAACAUUUCGUAGCGGUAGGCAGUGUAGCCCAUAACGUUACACCUGUGCAGGUAUCUGAAAGACAACGUGUCUCUGUGAGCGCUAGUAGUGGGGUGACCGAUCUCGACCGCCUGUCGACUGAUCCACAUUCAUCGCACCGCGCUCUUACUCACAAUUUAUAGAUUUCUCUUAUGUGGCGAACACUGUUUGUUUGAUUAGCGUCUACCGCUAACACCUGACGGCACUUUGUUUUCGGUUUUGGGGGAAGAGUCGAAGAACAGUACGAGGAUUCGGUGAUAUCUCAUUAACGAUUUUUUAGUGUGCGCCUCGAAGCUGGGGACAUUCUGUACAUUAGUGAAGUCAUAUUUGAGAAAAUAAUAUACAAGUACAGGAAGACGUCUUUCCUAGUGGUUCGUCACUGGAGGUAAUCAACGAGCACACCGUCGUUUACAGAGUUCAGUGUGUGGGAAGGAGUGACACGCACUCGGAACAAGGGAGACAUACGUCGCUGUGUUGAGGUCCAUCUGUGUAGAAGUCAGCGCCCCGCACUGGGUGACAUCUAGGAAACUUGGACACGCCGAGGGACAGAAGCAGCACCAAGAGUCACUUAAGGAGAGGACUGAAAACCCAUUUGGAGAUUACCGUUCUGUUUGAAUUACCCACGGACCUUAUGCCGCGGGCUUUCUAAUCUUUGUGACGGAGGAGAUGUCAGUGUUGAAGAACCGUUUGUCCAUUUUGAGCGGCUUUCUGGCCGACUGUUCUCCAGCAGACGCCAUUCCCCGACUCGCAGACUCUGGAGCCGAGGACAUGGUGACGAACACAACAGCGAACUUACCGACUACUGGUGAGUUGGACCCAGGCAGCCCGGAUGAGAACAAGCCCCUGGCUCUUCACCUGGGAAACAAGUCGCCCCUGUCUGAGAAACUGCCGAGUCGAGGACACCCGGAGAGGAAGCGCCGCGCCAGUAACGAUAGCUCGGACAGUGUGAUUACGAAGACGAGCGAAGGUGGCGCCACUGACGACAUGCACGGCGGGAAGGACGACGAAGAUGACAAUGAUGAUGACGAGGACGAGAAGAUAACGGCAAACUACGACCCAGAGCGACUCAAAGCGUUCAACAUGUUCGUACGACUGUUUGUUGAUGAGAACCUCGAUAGAAUGGUCCCCAUUUCCAAGCAGCCAAAGGACAAAAUCCAGGCCAUUCUAGAAGCCUGUGACAGACAGUUUCCGGAAUAUCACGUGCGAUCCAGAAAGAGAAUACGAACGUAUCUUAAAUCCUGCCGUCGGAUGAGGCGCUCCAAGGAACAGAACGGCUGGGAGCCGCAGCUCCGACCUACACCGCCUCAUUUGACGUCGGCCGCAGCAGAAGGUAUCCUGGCCAGUGCGUGUGACAAUGAAAGCCAGAAUGCAAAGCGCAUGCGCAUGGGGUUGGAUCCACUUCCGGCCUCUGCAAUGCCAAACAAUACCAUCAUCCCUUCCUCUCAAUCUCAACAGCCCUCUCAGCCCGCGCGCCAGACGACCACCCCGUCAAGCAUCCAAUCCCAGCCGGCCCAAGUGGACCGCCACGUGCCUACCAACGACUUCCUACGUCAUCAGAUCCCGCCUCCUGCCUUCAGACCUCCGCCGGAGUUCCAUCCGCCAUUCUUCGCCAAUGGCAACGGGUUGUUUCGUCCCGGGUUCCCCAACUACCAGCACCCUGCACACCACCACCCCCCAGUCAUCCAGCACCCGCUGCAGACGAAUUCAGUCCAGAACGGAGAAUUUGGCCCCACUGACCUGAGCAUGAAGAAGAGCAGUUCUAAGAAUCAGCUGAGCGCCAACGAGGUGGCCACCAUCAAACAGCUGAUCGCCGGAUACAGGGAGUCGGCCGCCUUCCUCUACCGCUCAGCAGACGAACUUGAGCAGCUGCUGCUGCAGCAGAACUGACGUCACUUCCGGAACACACGUCGCUUCCGGAAUUCACAGUGACCGAUGUAUCCUGGCGGG
Gigantopelta aegis is the source of this 2073-nucleotide messenger RNA. RefSeq names its product nucleolar protein 4-like. The transcript has 7 exons. The record is from RefSeq and is a predicted model, not a curated record. The coding region runs from base 793 to 2013 and encodes 406 amino acids. Lineage: Eukaryota; Metazoa; Mollusca; Gastropoda; Neomphalida; Peltospiridae.